Molecule: messenger RNA, 312 nt
Organism: Penicillium maclennaniae
Lineage: Eukaryota; Fungi; Ascomycota; Eurotiomycetes; Eurotiales; Aspergillaceae
Exons: 1
Coding region: 1-312 (103 amino acids)
Source: RefSeq, a predicted model, not a curated record
AUGUUGGUUCACGGCAACGGGACCAUUACGAAUGCGACUCUUAUCAGUGGUGGGAGUUCGUAUUCGUUGAACUAUACUUUGCCUGUCCAGCAGUGGACGGAUGUUAAUCUGGUCGCGAAUGGAAACAAAUCUUUGCUGACUGUCGGCAAUGGCAAGAAGACCAUGAUAAUGAAAUUUUUGGCAAAGAUUGGGGUGAAUGGGGAGUAUCAUGUGUGGGCGCCUAUCGGGGUAGAGGCGCCGUUGGCGAGGAUUGGGGAAGGGUACCUACGGUCGAUGCAGAACAUUGUGUUGAAGGGGACUGCCUUUAAGUGA